UUUGUACUCUUGAAACCGUUAAGUUUUUCGAGGAAAUCAAAGAAUACUACCAAUUUUUCCAUGUCUGCACCACUGUCGACAUCAGUAGUAUCAGUUAAGCGGUACAAAUUUACUCUCAAUCAGUUGAAUAAGUUGAAUUUCCUUAAACAUCAAGAUGCGACUGACAACAAAUUGUUGAAACGACUACAGUUAAUCAUUGAACCAUUGUGUCAGUUGACUUUCGCUGGUGAUACCACUGAUUGUGAUGAUGACGGUGGUGAUGACAUUGACGAUAAUACCAAUGUUCAGAGUGACAGAUUCUGUGAAACCCCAGGUAGUCAUGAUACUGAAUUCAUUAAUAGUGAUAUAGAUCAAUUCGAUUCUGAUACUGACAAUGACAGUUGUUAUGGUCGGCUGAAAAGUUGGGGAAGUAGUAAAUUGUACAGAUCUACGAGAAAAUUAUUCUCAGACUCUGCAUCAAUAACUCCUAGUUCAAAAUCCGUGUCUUUAUCAUCCAGAUCUUCGUCUUUACCCACAAGAAGAUAUCGACAGAAACGAAAGCAACACCAUAGUAGUGUUCAACGUUUAAAUCACUACAGUCGUCACUGUCAUCAUUCUCAAAACAAUAAAGCCAACUAUUCAUCAUUAAAUCGUCCAGUGUACAAUGUGAUUCCGGGUCUCUUCAAACUGACAAUGUACUCAUGUGGUUCACUAAUCUAUCAAGAAUGCGUGAAUCUUGUUGAUUUGUUGCUAUUACAGGAACAGCAGCAGCAGCAACAACAACAACAACAGAAAUGCAAACAAGCUGGAGAUGUUAGCGGAGAUUUUGAGUUUAAAGUAAAUGAGAAAUUAUCACUCAGUCUUUCAGUACUGAUUAAUACAAUUAUUGACAAAUUUUAUACUUAA
Molecule: messenger RNA, 885 nt
Organism: Trichobilharzia regenti
Lineage: Eukaryota; Metazoa; Platyhelminthes; Trematoda; Strigeidida; Schistosomatidae
Source: the annotation of a GenBank genome assembly